AUGCAUUCAGGUUCUAUUCUGAUAAUUUUCACUCUCUCUGCAAUUUUGUACUGGAUUGCAGCAGCCACUCUAAACUAUGUUCGUUACGAAAAGACACGUGCUGAGUUUGGCUGCCCGCCGCUUAAGGCAUAUCCAGGCUGGGACAAGAUUCUCGGCCUUGACUAUGUCUACGCCAUGUUGAAGGCUCUGAAAGAAGACCGCUUCUUGCAAUUUCAGACAGAUACCUACUCCGCUCGGGGUUCCAAGGUCUGGCGAGCAAACUUUCUAGGCAACCGUAUGGUGUACAGCUCAGAGCCCGAGAAUAUGAAGGCUUUAUCUACUUCCCAAAAAGAUGCAUUUGCCGUGGAGCCGAUUAGGGUAGCCAACGGCGCAAUCACUCCAUUCACUGGGCGCGGUGUCAGCUCUUCAGAUGGCGAGAAAUGGCAACAUUCUCGUGAUUUGGUCAAACCGUACUUUGAGCGAGCGGGAUUUGCCAAUCUCAAUCGCCUUAGAGAGCAUGUAGACCGUUUAAUGAGUCAAAUUCCGUCUGACAGCUCGACAGUGGAUAUGCAACCACUAUUCCAGCGCUGGUUCCUUGACACAUCCACCGAUUUUCUUUUUGGUGAGACGGUGAACUCACUUGAUCAUCCAGAAAGGGGUUGGCCCCAGAAGGAUAUGGUCAAAGUAAUGGCUGGGCUGCGGUUGCGCUUACAACUCAGCUCGUUCCUUUUCCUACAUAGAGAUAAGGAGUGGUUCGCGGCGUGUAAACGUAUUCAAGGCUUCCUCAGUCACUAUAUUGAACAAGCAUAUAGACAAUUAGAGGAGGAAAAGAAAGGAAUUCCCGCAACCUAUAAGAACGGUGAACCCCGCGACGACUUUUUAUGGACCGUUGCUCGACACGUCCCUGACCCGAUCGAACUUCGCACGCAGCUUACAGGCGUCUGGAUCCCUUCUAACGAGACAACUUCAAUCCUUAUGAGCAAUACUAUAUACGCUUUGGCCAGGAACCCUAGGGUAGUUCAAAAGCUGCGGGAGGCUGUCCUUGAGUAUGGAGACAAGCCCUUGACCUUUGAAGGCCUAAGAUCAAUCAAUUACCUUAGAUGGACUGUUAACGAGAGUCAUCGACUGUAUCCUGUCAGUUUACAGACUGUCAGAGCUUGUAUCAAGGACACAACGCUCCCAACAGGGGGUGGAGAAGACGGCAAGGCACCUAUCUUUUGUGCCAAAGGUGAUAUUGUGCACUGCAACCGUUACCUAAUGCACCGUGACCCCGAACUCUGGGGUUCCGACACAGAACAGUUUCUUCCUGAACGAUGGGAGAAGGCCCGCCCUAUGUGGAGCUUUGUCCCUUUUGGUGGUGGUCCACGGAUCUGCCCAGCCCACGUGAUGGUGGACACCGAGUGCAGUUACGCUAUUUUCAGGCUUUUGCAGCGAUUCAAGGCGAUCAAGCCCAGAGAUGAUGAGCCUUACGCGGCUGUCAUGCGCGUAGGCCCAUCCAGUAAGUAUGGAUGCAAGGUUGCUUUCAUCCCAGCCUGA
Neoarthrinium moseri is the source of this 1515-nucleotide messenger RNA. RefSeq lists its product as uncharacterized. NCBI's taxonomy places the organism in Eukaryota, Fungi, Ascomycota, Sordariomycetes, Amphisphaeriales, Apiosporaceae. Gene Ontology annotation, molecular function: oxidoreductase activity, acting on paired donors, with incorporation or reduction of molecular oxygen, reduced flavin or flavoprotein as one donor, and incorporation of one atom of oxygen; heme binding; iron ion binding. The record is from RefSeq and is a predicted model, not a curated record. Bases 1 to 1515 code for a protein of 504 amino acids. The transcript is spliced from 3 exons.